Molecule: messenger RNA, 906 nt
Organism: Didymosphaeria variabile
Lineage: Eukaryota; Fungi; Ascomycota; Dothideomycetes; Pleosporales; Didymosphaeriaceae
Exons: 4
Coding region: 1-906 (301 amino acids)
Source: RefSeq, a predicted model, not a curated record
AUGGCUGACCAGAACGGUGCUGCGUCGAGCGGCUCUCGCUUGAACCCUUUCUCCCGCCGCGACGAGUUCUCCUCUCGAGAACUCAUCCUCCACCGCAUCACUACACUUGUCACCUACAUCAUCUUUGUGAUCACCGCGAUUUACUACACCUUCAGCGCCCCCCAUGAAGGUCAUCAUCCGUGGCAUACGAUAUGGGGCAAUAACGCGGCUACGCCCUUUGCACAAAACAAGGUUAUGACCUCCAUCUACUGGAUCGUCCUUCUGCUGUUACAGCUCGUCUACGCCUGGUCCCUCUACUCCAAGGACCUCGUCUACGUCAACGCCGCCGCCAACAUCGGCUCCCACUACAUCGCAUCCAAUCUUCUCCUCUUCGGCUUCCUGCACCUCUGGGUGCGCAGCCACUUCUGGCUCGCAGAACUCCUCAUUAUCAUCAACUUCUUCAACCUGAGCUUCGCGUACUUCCGGCACUCUACGACGCCACGGCCAAUCCACAUUGGCACGGUGGCGGGCCCGCUGGCGUGGAAUUUUGUUGCGCUAUAUUGGGUUGGCGCCAGAGCGGUACCGCAUACCGAUGCCCUGCCGGCGAGAAUCGUCGGGAAUAUCUUUAUUUGGGGGAUUUUGGCGUAUGGAAGUUUCUUUUUGGUCGCGUUCAAGGACUACACCAUGGGUUUUGCGCUGUCCUACUUGGCUUUCUCUACCGGUGUCGGCCAGUUCAUGACCAAGAUCCCUAUCUUCCAGCUGCAGUGGAUAUUUGCUUUCACUAUUGGUGCACUGCUGUUCAUCCUGAGCCUUGGUGUGUCGAGUGGUAGAACGCCGUUCGAUGGCGGUGAGGUAGUGUCUGAGGAUCGUGAACGCGCGCCGUUGCUGAGGGAUGGGCCGGAUGUGCCGCGUGAGGCGCGUGAAUAA